Molecule: messenger RNA, 2249 nt
Organism: Mytilus trossulus (common blue mussel)
Lineage: Eukaryota; Metazoa; Mollusca; Bivalvia; Mytilida; Mytilidae
Product: glutaredoxin domain-containing cysteine-rich protein CG31559-like
Exons: 5
Coding region: 210-1142 (310 amino acids)
Biological process (GO): sensory perception of sound
Source: RefSeq, a predicted model, not a curated record
ACUCAGGUAAGAUAUUUACCUGUGGAAAAUGACAGUUGCUUUUGCAGUUGUCUGUUGAGCACAUCAGGGAAAUAUUAUAUUUUUUUAAUUGAUUGUAUCGACCACACCUAAAGAAAGAUACACAAUAUGAAGAAUUCUUAUGUUUAGAUUCAGUGACGUUGUUGAAAAUAUAGGCGUUAAUUUUAUACCAUUGUUAAUUAUUUAAGAAAAUGAAAACUAACGGCAAUUUGGAUUCUUCUGGAGUCUGUGUUACACCUCUAAGCAAGCAUAAAAAAAUCACCGGAUUACAGAGAAGCCAGUCUGAAGCUAGUUUUAAUUUGGAUUACAAUAGAGUGGACGAAAGGAAGUACUGUAAACUUGGAAGGAAUGGAUAUACUGAUGCCGAACUAGAAAACCAUGUUAAACAUUUAUCUCUAAAUGGAAUUAAUGGUAAUGGUACCUUACCAUUAUACCUGGACUUAGAAAGCGGAGAUGGUUCUUCAGAGAAAACGUUUGCUGGCAGACGUAACGUACUCGAUCCGUCUUCACUUCAGGAGAAACAGAUCCUUAGUAGGAAAGGUUCUGUACGAGGAUUAAAAAACAGGGUUCGAGCUGGAAUAAAUACGUUUAUGAGGGAGGCACCAGAUAAUACGAUUGAUGAAGAAGAAUGGAGGAAGAUAAGAGAACAAGAAAUAGGAAAAAUUGUGAUAUAUACAACCAGUAUGACAGUAGUGAGACAGACUCAUGAACGAUGUAAAAUUGUGAAAAAGAUUCUACAAAAUCACAUGGUUAGAUAUGAAGAAAAGGAUUUGUUUAUGAAUAGUGAAAAUCAAAAAGAAUUAAUGGAACGUUUGGGUAGUAAUGAGAUUUCUUUACCACAAGUGUUCGCCGAUGGAAAUUUAUUAGGGAGUGAAGAUGAACUUGAAAAACUAAACGAAAUUGGUGAACUGAAGAAAAUCUUAGAACAUUUUGAGAAAAUAAAUGUGCGAUCUCAUUGUGAAAAAUGUGGCGGAUACAGAUAUAUUCCAUGCAUACAUUGUCAUGGAAGUAAAAAGUCAUUAAAAAGGAACUUUUUUACGGAGGAAUUCUAUUCACUUCGAUGUAUGCAGUGUGAUGAAAAUGGCUUACAAAGAUGUGAUAUGUGUCUAGACCAACAAGAAUAACGACGUAUAUAUUGAAUAAACUAAAGAUUUUUUUGAAUAUGUUGUGCAAUCCUUGCCUGAAAAUAGAAAAGCUGGACUUUUUUAUAGACAGAUGUUAAUGCCUGAUUAUGAUACUAACGAACUAUGCCUAUAUAUAAUUCUAAUUCGAAGUUAUUUCACACCUCUCAAUGUGUGUCAUAUAACAUCCAUCGAAUUUGUUGAUUCUUUUGUACCUCUUAUCAAACUUAAGAACUCCUUUUGUGGUUGUUAUGGAAUCCUUGGUUUCAGUAAUUAUUUGCACAUAUAUCGUCUUUGCCAAUGUAUAAUUCUAAUUCAAAGUUAUUUUGAGUACAGAACACACCUUACCAGAAUGAAGUUAGUUCGGUGUUCAACCUUUCUUUGUGCCUCAUAUAACGUCCACCGAAUUUGUUGAUUCUUUUGUAACUCUUAUCAAACUUAAGAUCUCUGUUUUUGGUUGUUAUGGAAUCCUUGGUUUCAGUUAUCAUUUACACAUAUACCGUCUGUUUACCAGCUUCCGCAAUCUCGAAUCAAGGUCAUACGAUGGGUGGUAAAAAAUAAAUAAAAAAAAAGUUAUUUGACCUUCAACUAUUCUUCAAAAUUCCUCAAUGUAUAGUGUUUUAAGGCUUUGAACGUCUAGACCGAUAACUAUUUUCAAGAUGAUCCUCAUUAUGAUUUUGUUUCUUUCACAUCGCACUGUUGCCAGCCCUGGAGGCUGCGUCUUGAUUAAAUUGGCCACUAGUUUCAAUAUUUAUAUGCAAGCCGAACACUUAAUAAAGUGAUCAGAAAAAAUGAGAUUAUCUUUUUUUUUAUGUACAUAUAGAACUAUCAAAUAAAGCAUACCGCCAUACCUUGCAGUAUUUUACUUUUACAAUGAUGCGUGUCGUUCAAGUUCUAUAUCGUGGACAUGAAACUAGUCUGGUUGCCUGUUCAAGGAGUAAGUGGCUAUGACUGGUUUCAGUUAAGUAUUGUUGACAUGAAGCUAGUCUUUCAUUUUCAUUAUGUUUGUCAAACCAAAGUGCUGAUUGAAGCAAAUUACCUUCGUAUUUAUAAUUGUUAAUGUUUUUUUGUAAAAUGUAUGUAAUUUUGAAUAAAAAGGUUUAACUCUAA